ACCGAGAACACAUUGGUCUCUGUUCACGAGGAUUGUCUGGGAUUGCUGAUCGAGGCCACCUGUUUGUACAACUUCCCCAUCUGCCUCCCGUCACAUGAAUCAACUGUAAAGUCUGCCCCCUUCGACGUUGAUGUCAAACCGCGCUCCUCUUCUAGCUCUGGCUCCUCCUCACAAACCUCUGCUUAUUCUUCUUCAUCCUCCUCCUCUUCUGCUGCUGCUGCUUCUCCCUCCUCGUCUUCUUCUAACUCCCACUCUUCUGCUUCCUUGGCAUCCCAGCCUGGACUCGGCAGAUCUGAAUCUUUGGUCUCCGGUUCCGAAGCCGUCCAGUUGUCCAGUUCCAGAGAACCAAGCGACAGACUCGAUGUGGCCCAUGAAAGCAUGGGUGGUCUUGCAGGCUCUUCCGCAUCCGUGGUUGACGUAGUGGGAGACCGCUCCUUAUCGGCCGAAAAGGUCGCCAAAUUGGGCGACAAUAGCGGAGGAGCCGGAAGUUCAGGCGAAUCUGUUGGACUGCAACUGCGGCCUAAUCGUUUGUGCCGGGCUGAUUGUCUCAAGGUGACUCAAGGUCGGUGCAGUGACACCUACCGAAUGCUGCACAGAAAGCUCUUUGGUGAAGGUAAGCUUCAUUUUGUCUUCAGUCUUCGUUGGAAGCAAAGUUAA
Protopolystoma xenopodis is the source of this 657-nucleotide messenger RNA. The record is from the annotation of a GenBank genome assembly. Lineage: Eukaryota; Metazoa; Platyhelminthes; Monogenea; Polystomatidea; Polystomatidae.